CCAUGAAGCGCGUCAGCCCACAGGGCAGUGACACAAGAAAGAAGGGGAAGGAGUGCAUUCCGACCAUUGUCACUCAUUUUCAUUGAAUCCUUUCUCUGCUCUCGCACCUCCCGAAAACUGCCUCUCAGUGAAGGAGGAUUGGAACGGGUGCGCAUUCAUUCUGAGAAAGAGAGGGUAUCGUUGUCAUGGGUAGCAACGUGGCGUGACCUUCAUGCCGAGAAUAAUUUUCCAAGAAGUGCAUUAGUUGGGGUAGAGCCCUCCAAUCGUUGUACUUCCGUGACCUUUGAUUUAUCACGACGAUUUUCAAGCGAUUCUUGGGCGCUGAUCUACUGCAACAUGGAAGCGAUCCAGUUUUGGUGGGCAUUGAAGGUUAAACGAUGCUAGAUAAAAUGCAGGCGGGGGUCAGAGUGGCGGCCGCGCAAGAGUUGGAAAUUGCACGGCGGAAGUUCAUGACAGAGAGCAUCUUGACGAAGCGGGAGCGGGAGCGGGAGUUGAAAAGGCACCGAGAGCGCAUUCAAAAUAUGAAGCCGUGCGUUAAUUCGAAGCCCAGCCUCGUCCGCAACCUCUUCCCUGUUCGAAUAAAUCGCGCACCUGUCAGAUCGAGGAUUAAUAAAGAGAAGCUUCAGCAGAUUGAGAAACAGAAUUAUCAACUUCUGAUGAAGCUCCGCUACAUCCACAAGAAUUAUUCGCUGUACAUGCCGAAGAAGCACGUAUAUCUUCUGAAAGGAGAAGCGUGCAGCUUAAGCAAACCCGGAAAGAAACCCGCGAAGUCUGGGGAAAUGGCAAAGAAUAUAGUCGAGACGUCCAGACCUUUCGAUAUGCAUUUCACGAUAGAUGAAGAGAUGGCAAGUCGAGUUGCUGCGAUGCAUUUGCGGAAAACUAAGUAGUCUUCUCAAAGAAGAUGACUUUUAACCCCUGCAAACGUUUCUGAUUGUUAGAAAACGACCUUCUAAAAGAUUCAUGCAAGGUAACAACUACAUGUGUUCUUCCAGAUGGAUUCUCCUUCAAAACAUUUAGAGCACUACACUGACAUGUUCACAGGAGAGAAGUAUAUCUUCCCAUGAAAAAAAUCCGUCCAAUAUUGAACACUAAGUUAACAUAGGAAACUAGCUCCCAAGGAAAUGGACAUUAUUAAGCUUCAGCAAAGGCUACUGAAUAUAUUAACAGAC
Messenger RNA from Physcomitrium patens, 1169 nucleotides. RefSeq lists its product as uncharacterized. Lineage: Eukaryota; Viridiplantae; Streptophyta; Bryopsida; Funariales; Funariaceae. The record is from RefSeq and is a predicted model, not a curated record.